Messenger RNA from Diaporthe citri, 2067 nucleotides. RefSeq lists its product as uncharacterized. Lineage: Eukaryota; Fungi; Ascomycota; Sordariomycetes; Diaporthales; Diaporthaceae. Bases 1 to 2067 code for a protein of 688 amino acids. The transcript is spliced from 9 exons. The record is from RefSeq and is a predicted model, not a curated record.
AUGAGUCCUGACUCAAGUUCCAAUAUCGGCCAAGCACCGGGCCACACCGGCAAGAAACCAAUCGGCGAUAAGGAGGACGAGUGGGACACAAAUAGUGUUACGAAAGGCUACUACCGAAUGACGGCUAGCGACGCUCAGAAGUAUGUCGAAGGCCUCCGACAGAAAGGUGCAACAAAGGAAUUGGAGAAAUUGGAAGAUGAUGAGCGUCGCAUCAUGAAAACUUGCGCAAGAUUGUCCAAAAAUACCAGCACGAAGAAGCUGCAGAAAGACUUGAAGAAUUCGUUUCAGGAGUGGUGUAAUGAAAUGGCGGCCAAGGAGGAAGGAGACGACGACGAUCCUGCACAUGACAUGAAAGCCUAUUUCAUCUUCUUCGAGAAGAUUGGAAAAGACUGGAAAGGCAAAACAAAACGGGACCCGGGCUUUCCGGAGUAUGAGGAGUUUCCCGACCAAAGAAUCUCCAUCCACGACGCUCUAAACAGCGAUACUCACAACCCAUUCAAACCGACUCACGAUGAGACCGGUAACCCAUAUUUGCGGUACAUCCAUAUCCCAGCAAAUCACACAGGGUGGAUAGAGAAAGCUAUGGCUCGAUACCACGAAGAGGACAGAGACAUACCAGAGAAGCGGGUGAAGACCAACAAGACUCUAUCACGCCAGUUCUGGAAAGGCCAGUUGCACGGCAGCGGACUGGGCAGAAAUCCGAUUCACGCGACACAUAUGAGAUCUCGUUGUUCCGUCAUUCCAGGAGAAAUACAAUCACUAUUUGGGGAGCAGAAAGAGAGCUCCAACAUCGCGAGAUCACAAGGCGGGGUGCAAGGAAAGAAGUCCCCAAGUAAAGAUUUGGCUAUAUUUAUGCCAUAUCUUCAUUGGGAGAUGUCUGGCCGGAGAGCAAGGAUGUCAAAGGCCGUGAAGGAAAUGCUGGAAGAAGAGGAGACCAAGAAUGAGAACUCAAGGUACCGUGCUAAAAGAUCGGCAACAAUAAAGCAAGACGUGGAAAGGUACAAGAAUCUGUUCCAGGUCAAGGAUCACGAGAAUUAUGUGAUGGCGAGGAAGAUGCUGAAGAAAACGAUCAACCCAACAAAGCUUGGUCAGUACCUUCUGAACCUGGCACGGCUAUGGGACGCCAUGGACAUGGAACUCGAUGAGAGGAUGGUAAAACAUGGCCUGAUAUCGCAGAAUACCAAGGGUAGUGCCCCGGAACCAUUGCUGCAUAUCCGCCGUACUCUAGACCAGUCCUACUUCCUCAACCUCAAGGACACUUCACAACGUGAUCUAGACCAGGUUGUGUAUCGAGCAACCAAGGGAUACGGCAGCCACACCCGUGUUGUGAUGGUUGACCAGUUGUGGCUCUGGGUCCUAGAUGAACAUACCGUCAUCACGUCCUUCCCGAAACGCUGGGGACGAAACAAACCUGACUCAUCUGGGAUCCAUAAAAGCCUUCGAGAACGACUGGGUCAAGCCGAUUGCAAAAUCAUGUCGGCCUGGCACUUGGCAUCCAUCAUCAUCGACCAAUGCUCCAACGUGUUCUUCGACCGGACAAAGCCCCUAGAUCUCCGGCCUGAGGUGAUGGACAUCUUCGCCGAAACGCUUGGUGACGUCAACCAUUACACUACAAUUGCUUUCAAAGUAUUCUGGCACAGCGUCGACGUAUUUACCCGAAAUCGCGACAAUCGUACCUCACACCGGCAAAGCCAGAAAUACCUCGACAUCAACCCAGAGGGUACGUUGCUGAAGGAGGCUCAGGACAUCGUGGAGGAAUUGAAAAUCAUGAUCGGCAUCUUUUCACAACAGCUGGGCGUUGUCAAGAACUUCCAGAAAUGCCUGGAACACAUGAAUGGAGACCCAACGACUCGUUCAAGAGCCCCUCACUUGACCAAAGCAUUCCUACAUCACGUGGCUGCUUGGGCAACGGAGCAUGAUUCGUCGUCUGAAGUGAGCAAGGAGAAGCCCGUUUCGUUGGCCGAAAUGGAAUUCCUGGAAGACUUGGUAGAGGAGGUGGAAAAUCGGAAGUCAGAGAUCAUGGAUUUGGAAAGUGCUGCACUUCAGACCUGCCACCAGGCGAGUUGA